AUGCGUACCUCCAUCUUAUUGCCGCUGUUUUCAGUGGCAGCCUCGUUUUUUAAUGUCAUAGAUGCAAGAGCAGUCUUUGCUCAUUAUUUGGUUGGAACUAUCACCGACGCGCAUGCUCUACAAGACAUCAACGAUGCCAUCGCAAUGGGCCUCGAUGCAUUCGCUUUGAAUGUCGCAGACCCAAGUGCAUCAUAUGUAGCCCCGGCUCUCACUUCUUUGUUUAGCCAUGCAAAAGAUCGAGGCUUCAAACUCUUCCUAAGCAUGGACUUGUCUGCAAAGGGAGGUGGCUCGCUGUCAGAUUACGACUACAUCUUUACCGACUACGCCACUGCUGGUGCUUGGUUUGCAGGUCCUAAUGGAAAGCCACUGGUCAGCACAUUCAGCGCCGCCGCCUUCACAGCCCCUGAUUUCACCACCUGGAGAGCAAGCCAGGACAUUUAUUUCAUGCCCGAUUUCGACGGUACCUCUGGCUACUAUGACGCUGCCGACUCAUGGUGGAGUUACUGGGGGAGUGUUGUCGAUGGACUCUUCAGCUGGGAAUCAACUUGGCCAAAUGUUGGAGCUACGAAUGAUGGAGACCUGACUCUUGAUACCACGGUUCAGGCCGGCGCUGUGGCACACGGAAAGACAUAUAUGAUCGGUCUGAGUUUGCUCCAAUACAAGGAUGCGUACAGUACGAACCUUUACCGUCGUGGCGAACUAAAUAUUGCGAAACGAAUGGAAAACAUUCUUAAAAUGACCACGGCGCCACUUUAUGUUGAGAUACAGACAUGGAAUGACGGACCAGAGGGUCACUACAUCGGCAACCUCUGGACAGAAGCAAACGGCGAUGCUCAGCCCGCAACCUAUGCCACGCAACGCGGCGCAUCUCACACCGGCAUCCAACCCCUCCUCACACAAUUCAUCUCUGCCUUCAAGAACUCAGAAACCAGCUUCCCAGCAUCCACAAACCCAGUCGGUGCCAUCUGGUACAAGACAAUCCUGCAGAGCACCACGUGCCCAGACAACAGCCUCGGCGGCUUCUACAGCGCUCCCAGCGGCGCAUCCGUCGGCACCGACACGAUAAACUGGGCCGUCGUGCUGCCCACCAACGGUGCCACCUACUCGAUCCAAUUCGUCAGCAACGGCGCCGUCGCCGCGACCGUUGCUGGGAAAGCCGGCUUCCAAUACGGGUCUGUGGCGCUGUCGGCCAACCAGCAGUUUAUGAAAGUCGUGGAUUCGGCGGGGACGGUGCAGUACUCGACGGGGCUGGGUAGAUGUGUGUCGGCGACGUGCUGGGAUGAUAUCUAUAAUUAUAAUCCGCAGAUCUUGGCGUUGGAGCAGGGCGAUCAUGCGAGUGUGGGCUGCUGGCAGAUGACGCAGCAGGCGAGCGCGGCGAAUGGGGCGACGAAUGGUCCGUUCUAUCCUUCUGGUAUUUAA
Messenger RNA from Lachnellula hyalina, 1419 nucleotides. Its product is annotated as Mutanase. The coding region runs from base 1 to 1419 and encodes 472 amino acids. Lineage: Eukaryota; Fungi; Ascomycota; Leotiomycetes; Helotiales; Lachnaceae. The record is from RefSeq and is a predicted model, not a curated record. Gene Ontology annotation, molecular function: glucan endo-1,3-alpha-glucosidase activity. The transcript is spliced from 8 exons.